Messenger RNA from Meleagris gallopavo (turkey), 2370 nucleotides. RefSeq names its product solute carrier family 29 member 1 (Augustine blood group) (gene SLC29A1). Gene Ontology annotation, cellular component: plasma membrane. Gene Ontology annotation, molecular function: nucleoside transmembrane transporter activity. The record is from RefSeq and is a predicted model, not a curated record. NCBI's taxonomy places the organism in Eukaryota, Metazoa, Chordata, Aves, Galliformes, Phasianidae. Gene Ontology annotation, biological process: uridine transmembrane transport.
GGCGGCUGAGGGAGGGCACGGCCGGCAGGGUGCGGGGGGUUGAGCACGUGGAGCCCUGCUGCAAUUGCUUGGAGAAGUGGAUGAAUGCCCCAUGCUGCGCUGUCCUGAGGGGAAAACAACGAGGCAGGCCUGUGACUUCUGCGGGGGGGCUGAUUCUGCUAUGCCUGAGGGAGAGCCACCACAAGUCUUGCUGGGACCCGUGCUGACCCUCACCACGCAAGAUGACAACAAGAGAUGGACCACAGGACAGGUACAAGGCUGUCUGGUUGAUCUUCUUCAUCCUUGGCCUGGGAACACUGCUGCCGUGGAAUUUCUUCAUGACUGCCAGGCAGUAUUUCAUCGACCGCCUGGCAGACCCACAGAAUACAAGCUGCCUCUCAAACCAGACCAGCGUGGGCACUGCCUCAGAACGCUCCUACCUGCAGUCCAUGUUUGACAAUUUCAUGACUCUCUGCUCCAUGGUGCCCCUCCUCAUCUUCACCUGCCUCAACUCCUUCAUCCAUCAGCGGAUUCCCCAGCAGAUCCGCAUCUUGGGCAGCCUGGUGGCCAUUGGGCUGGUGUUCUUAAUCACUGCAAUUAUGGUGAAGGUCACCAUGGAGCCUCUUCCCUUUUUUGUCUUCACCAUGGUCAGCAUAGUCUUCAUCAACUCCUUUGGUGCCAUGCUGCAGGGCAGCCUCUUUGGUCUGGCUGGGCUCCUGCCUGCCAGCUACACAACUCCCAUCAUGAGUGGGCAGGGCUUGGCAGGCAUCUUCGCUGCUUUGGCAAUGAUAAUCAGUAUCAGCAUUGGUGCUCAGCAACCAGAGAGCUACAUUGGUUACUUCACCACGGCUUGUGUGGCGAUUCUGCUGGCUGUUGUCUCCUACAUCCUUCUACCUCGCAUGGAUUUCUUCCGGUACUACUCCAUGAAGGACAAGACAGAGUACCGUGUGUACAAUGCAGAGCUGGAGACCAAGAGAGACCUGAUUAAGAAAGAUGAGCCCAAUGGGAUGGAGCAGAGUAACUCAAAGAUCAUCCCUGUCCACAGUCCGGAUGAGAAGCCCUCGGUCAUCUCCAUUUUUAAGAAGCUCUGGGUCAUGGCAGUGUCUGUCUGCUUAGUCUUCACUGUCACCAUUGGGGUCUUUCCUUCCAUCACAGCUAAGGUAUCCACUACCCUUGGAAAGGAAAACAAAUGGGAUCUCUACUUCAUCUCAGUCUCCUGCUUCCUGAUAUUUAACGUCUUUGACUGGACGGGACGGAGUCUGACUGCCCUCUUCACAUGGCCCGGGAAGGACAGCUGCCUCUUGCCGGUGAUGGUGGUCUUACGUAUCAUCUUCAUCCCCCUUUUCAUGCUGUGCAAUGUGCAACCCCGAAACCAUCUGCCCGUCAUAUUCUCUCACGAUGCCUGGUACAUCAUCUUUAUGAUCUUCUUCUCCUUCUCCAACGGCUACCUGGCCAGCCUUUGCAUGUGCUUCGGGCCCAAGAAAGUACUUGCCCAUGAAGCAGAGACAGCUGGAGCAGUCAUGGCCUUUUUCCUGACGCUGGGCUUGGCCCUAGGAGCUGCCAUCUCCUUCCUGUUCCAAAUUCUCAUCUAGCAGAGGCACCCAGAGGGUGCAGGGACACCGAGAUGGCUCCGCAUCCUCCUCCGAGGCCCUGGACACCUCUGUGCUGUGGGGUGAUAACACCUCACUCCUGUCCCUGCCAAAUCGCACUGCCACAGCAGAUGUUCCAUCCAGGGACGGUUCCACUCCUCCAGGGUUGGUGUGGCUCCUGCCAUGCCUGGCUAUGUGAUGCCUUCAGGCCUAUGUGCCUUUGCCUUCCCCAUGCUGUAUGUAAAACUCCCAGGACCUCACCGAGGUCCAUCUGCCUCCUGUGACGCAUAAGUUCCCCAGCUCAAGGCCGAAAGCCAUUGCAAGCCUCCUCUCCUCCAGGCAGAGCUGAAGGCUGGUAUCCAGUGUUACUCCUCCUCCUGCUCUUAUUGCAGGCGACCUCUCCUCUCCUCUCUCCUCUCCUCAAAAUAUCCCCCACUGCAGCUUUUCUCCUAUUGGAGACACUUGCAGAUGGAGAAAACCCCAGCUGGCCUUGCCAGCCCCACACUGCCACACCCUGGGCCGCUGGGUUUGAGGGACGUGAGAUACCCGCGUCCCAUCCAUGCCAAGAGCCAGCACCGUGGCUCAGCAGAUGAAGAGCUGUGCUUCUCCCUGCCCCCCGUGUUCCAGCCCCCCCACAUAACCGGUUGCUCAUUCUGCCUUUGUUCGCUCUCCUCCCCUCCGCAGGAGGAAGGCGGCAGUCCCCGGCUGCGGCAGUCCGGGCCUGCCCCCGGCUGCCCCCCGCGCUCUGUAAAUGUAUCUGUAAAUGUACAGUUGCCUUUUUCUAUAAAAAGACUGAAACGUG